AAAUGUGUUAACGAAAAAUCCUGCACUUCACGAGUUUCCAAUCAGAAUCUCGCCAAAUUCCUCACACAAACGAUGGAAAUUCUCAAGCGUCUCGGAGGUCUCGUUGUUCGUGCCGCACAACGUUUCAACGCCGAAUCGCGUGCCCACAAAGUCAUCGACAAAAUAAAAGCAGGCGACGUGCGACCCGCACCAAAAUACGAAGCAGCGGUACGUCAACUCGAACAAACGCUCGAACAAAAUCCGGGUCUAAUCGAAAAACUGAGCAAAAAAGAUGCGCCCCUCGACGAUCGUUUGCGACAAGUUUACGUCACGAGUCAACGCGAAAUUAUUGAACCCGAGCAAACGUCAGACAGACCAUUGCCGCUGAGUCGAACGACACCCGAGGAAUUCGAUUUUGGGUAUUUGGAGCCGCAAAAAGUGCCGCGAGGGAAAAUUGCGAUGCGAGACGUGCUGCAAAUGUUGAAUGAGCACCAAAUGGAUCCGGAGGAAGGGACAGCGGCGAAAUUUUCGGAAAAGUACAAAGUUAAGGAGAGUUACAUCGAAGACAUUUUGAAGCAUUAUAAAGUUUUGUCGGUGCACAUUUCGGAUCCGAAAAUGAAGAAAUUGACGCCGCAAAAAGAGUUGCCAUUAGUUCAAGGCGUGAAAGAGAAAGAUCUCUUGAGAAAUCGAGAAAAAAAUCGUGAAAAAAAGGAAAAUUAUUAAAUUUAUCGUUUUGUAAAUUAGAAAAAUAUUAAAAAAUUGAUUAAA
Molecule: messenger RNA, 747 nt
Organism: Culicoides brevitarsis
Lineage: Eukaryota; Metazoa; Arthropoda; Insecta; Diptera; Ceratopogonidae
Product: protein NDUFAF4 homolog
Exons: 1
Coding region: 73-702 (209 amino acids)
Biological process (GO): mitochondrial respiratory chain complex I assembly
Cellular component (GO): mitochondrion
Source: RefSeq, a predicted model, not a curated record